Molecule: messenger RNA, 1169 nt
Organism: Clupea harengus (Atlantic herring)
Lineage: Eukaryota; Metazoa; Chordata; Actinopteri; Clupeiformes; Clupeidae
Gene: dmac2l
Product: distal membrane arm assembly component 2 like
Source: RefSeq, a predicted model, not a curated record
ACCAAUGAGGGCGCCUUAAGCCUGACGUGCCUUACGUACGGGGUGAGAGGUCGUCGUAGCAGCGUAGUAAAGAAUGUAAAUAAUGUUGGCAUUGGCUCUUGCAGGAGGUAACAGGAAAGCAUUUGAAAAUGAGAUUAUUGUCGAGGACAGCUCACUCAGUGCUUUGCACGCCGAAGUCUCUACUACCAUCAGGGGGCGCCAGACCAUUUUGGGGUUGGCUGAACGCUGUUUUCAACAAGGUGGACCAUGAAAGAAUAAAAGCUGUGGGUCCAGACCGGGCAGCGGCAGAAUGGCUGCUUCGGUGCGGAGCGAAAGUUCGGUUCCAGGGCUUUGAGCGCUGGCAGCAUGACUACAAUGGCCUUCCCACUGGCCCCCUUGGCCGCUACAAGAUCCAGGGCAUCGACGCCACAGAGUCUUGCAUCAUGUACCGCGGAUUUGACCAUCUGGAUGGCUUGGAGCAUGUGGAGGAAGUGAAGCUGAUUAGGAGCAUCUACAUCGAGGACGCCUGCCUGGAGAGGCUAAGUAAAACGCAGAGCCUUCAGGAGAGUCUCCGUCGCCUGGAGAUCGUCUCCUGUGGCAACGUCACAGACAAAGGCCUCAUCGCCCUCCACCAUCUGAGGAAUCUGGAGUAUCUGUUCCUGAGUGACCUGCCAGGGGUGAGCGAGAAGGAGACCACAGUUGACCGAAUACAGACCUCCCUGCCCCAGCUGGACAUUGUGCUGGACCUGGGCUGACAUUCCCUAUAUGGACGCUGUGGUGUCCGUAACCAUAGCAGCACUGCUGUCAGCACACAUGUCAAACAGGAACAGAGCUGAGAAAUAACUGCGAGAUGCAUAUGGCUUGUUCACGGCACUUUAUUUAUAGCAACAAAGAAAACAGUUUGAGAAAAAGAGAUGUUAAUAUCGUUUCGCUAUGUUCAUCUAGGUGUCAAACAUUAUUAUUAUUACUCCAUAGAAAAGUACUACAGAAGCAUUGGUAUUAUUAAGAAAGCUUUUAUGCAUGCAUAAAGAAGCUAAAAAUUACAAAGACCUAUGACUUUGGAGUCAUGUAAUUCAUUGAUUUGGCAUUUGGUGCAAGUCAAGGGGAGUUGUAGGGCUGUAGAGCACCACUAGUCAGGUAAUAUAUAUGGUUCCAACCUCUCUGAUUAAUAAAGCUACCUUAAAACUUUA